Messenger RNA from Vicia villosa (hairy vetch), 1588 nucleotides. RefSeq names its product fibrillin protein 5 homolog. The transcript has 7 exons. Lineage: Eukaryota; Viridiplantae; Streptophyta; Magnoliopsida; Fabales; Fabaceae. The coding region runs from base 591 to 1397 and encodes 268 amino acids. The record is from RefSeq and is a predicted model, not a curated record.
AAUUCACCGUGCUAGUAUGAUUUUGCCAAAUUAACCGUGUGUCAAUGCCUAUUGCGUUGUGAAUUCUUAUUCUUAUCUUAUACAAAAGAUUCAAAGGUACCUUGAAAAUCUACAAUUUCCUUUACAAUUGAACAAGGAAGCUUGAUAACCUUGGUUACUUAUGAAUAUAAUCUACUGAACAUGUCAUUACUGGUGUAUGCUGAAUAAAAGGCUAACUCUGUAUUAGAACUGCACAUCAAUGAAUGAAUGGUUGAAAACCACUGUGUAGUCAACACAUUUACUCAGUUUACGGACACUGUUGGAGCAUGUAGCUUUUGAGGCCACUAAGUUAGAUUCCAACACAUACAAUAUCUAUCUCAUGGACCUCAUACACACUUGAAAUUUUAACCACAUGUCUCAAUAAACCUAUCCAAAACCUUGAUUUAAACAAUCAAAUAAAACAACAAACAUGUACACAGUUCCACUGUCUCCAAACCUUUGAGACACCCUUUAUGUUUUAUCAUCAAACUUGAAAGAACAACCCCUGAAGGUGUCACCAUCCCCUUCUACCCGGUUUCAUUCUUCUGUAUGUAAUCUUGAAAGUUAUUAUUAUGAUAACUAAGCUAGUGCAUUCUCCAUUGUCUGAUUCUCAUCUGAGUCCUCUGGUUUGUAGAACUAUGAAUAUCGUGAAACUUCAAAGAUUUAUACCUGUUAUUAAUCGUUCAAGGAUAAACACUUCAAGAUUUGGUGACAAACCAUUAUGGUUUAGACCCUUUACUAUUAUUAAAGUUGCAGGAAAAUCCUCUGGUUAUGGCUUACUUGAAGAUGAAACACUUGCUCAGAAGAAAAUAGAACUUUUCCAGGCUUUGGAAGGAAUCAACAGAGGGAUAUUUGGAAUCCCAUCUGGCAAGAAGUUAGAAAUUGAAAGUUUGGUGGAGCAGCUAGAAUCUCAAAAUCCAACUCCAGAACCAACUCUUGAAUUGGAUAAGGUGGAUGGGUGCUGGAGGCUUGUUUACAGCACUAUUUCAAUUUUGGGAUCAAGAAGGACAAAGUUAGGCCUAAGAGACUUUAUCUCAUUAGGUGAUUUCUUUCAGAUUAUUGAUCAAGCCAAGAACAAAGCAGUCAAUGUGGUAAAGUUCAAUGCAAAAGGGCUGACAAUGUUGUCUGGAGAGCUUACUAUUGAGGCCUCAUUCAAGAUUGCUUCCAAAACAAGGGUUGACAUUACUUUUGAAAAAUCCACAAUCAUUCCUGAUCAGUUGAUGAAUGUGUUUCGAAAAAACUACGAUAUUUUGUUGAGCAUCUUCAAUCCAGAGGGGUGGCUAGAUAUCACAUAUGUUGAUGAUAACAUGAGAAUAGGAAGGGACGACAAAGGCAAUAUCUUUGUACUAGAAAGAUUUGAAGAUAAUAGCAACUCCUAGCCAUUUUGUUGUUCAUGAUUCAUUCUAGGAAAUACUAAAAGAAUAAUGCAAAGAAAUAUGCUAUGAUGCUUAAUACUCACUUAUUGCAAUUGCAUUUAAUUUUUUCAUACUCACUAGUGGUCACGAGUAGUUUGUACUUUAUUUUUUAAAAUUGUUUUAAAAUAAAAUUUUAGUUCUUCAAUUUUUUUACA